CUCCGGAACCCUCGCACAAUACACGGCAUAGCCCGUAGGCUUUGGCAACGCAUCCCAGCGCCAGCCACACCGCAUGGUGACGGCCUUCCUCACAAAACCUCGCCUGCAGCGCCAUCCUUUCGCCACUGCUUUCUCCCAGCUGUAUUUCCAUUUGGCAUCUCGUGAUAUUGAAGGGUACCGCGUCAUUGCACGCCUUUUACUCCAAGAAAGCAGCCCCAUAAGCUGAAAACAUGACAUUCGCAACUCCCACUCCGACCACCGUAUUCAGACGCACCCAAGAUCAUGAGGCAUUCGCUCAACGCCAAGCGACCACACCCACGCCAACACGAACGAACCUCGGCCCGCUGACGACUCGCGACCCGCGUGCCGACAAUUACUCUGAUUGCCACGUUGUCUACGACCAGUGCGGCACCUGCUCGCUGGGCUGGCAGGCUCAGACAUGCGUCGGCAGUGGCAUUGUGACGGACAGGGCUGGUUGCUGGCCUGCGCCGACCGCCGGUGUCGCAACCCCCAGCGGUGCAUUGAAUGGCUGGGGCGUCUACUCGCCAGGCAUUGUCUGCCCGUUUGGGUUUGAGUCCGUUGCAGCAGCCACGGAGCAGCGGACGGGUUUUGCAUUCCAGUACCCAUUGACCUCGGGAGAGAAGGCUGUGGCAUGCUGUCCUACACCAGGGAGUCUCAGCGGUCGCUUCACUGCGACCAUUGAGAACGGCCACCAGACGUGCAAGCUCGUCGCCACUACAGGCGUCGUCAGCAUAGCCAACUGCGAGGCAUCUGGUCCUUCCGGAACGAUGGAGAUGUCUCUACCCUUUGACGGUCAGGACGUCACCUUGACCGAGUACUCGAUCUACGCGCCUCUAGUGCAGGUAGUCUGGCGGGAUUCGGACAUCGCGCCCGGUUCGACUGCUCCAAACGGCGAUAUUGGCGCCGGCGCGAUACCGACCGGAGCAGACAACAACAGCAACAACAACAGCUCCGGCUCGUCGGGGUUGUCAACUGGGGCCCAAAUCGCGAUUGGGGUUUCUGCUGGUGUUGUUGUCCUGGCACUUCUCCUCGCGGGGUACUGGAUUUGGCGGAAGAAGCAGAGACGCCAGCGGGCACUUGCAACACCAUCAGCCGCGACGGGAGCAGCGUGGGCUGCGGGAGGGCCGCACAAUGGGCCUGGCGCCUUCUCUCCGGCUCCUGGCGCAGGCGAGGCCGCGAAGCAUCAAUACUAUGACCCGGCUGAUGGAUUGUCAACCACAAAGAUGUAUACUGGGCACGGGGCUGGUGCCGGUGCUGGCGGGAACACUGAGCUUGCUGUUCUUGCACAGCUCGACGAUGACCGGGGCUACGCGCAAGGCAAUCGGUAUAACGAUGGGUACAGUCAGCAGCAGGGCCAGGACAAUAGGUGGCGGUCCCCAGCAGAGCUUGCGAGCUGA
This is a messenger RNA of Microdochium trichocladiopsis, 1418 nucleotides long. RefSeq lists its product as uncharacterized. The transcript has 2 exons. NCBI's taxonomy places the organism in Eukaryota, Fungi, Ascomycota, Sordariomycetes, Xylariales, Microdochiaceae. The record is from RefSeq and is a predicted model, not a curated record. The coding region runs from base 231 to 1418 and encodes 395 amino acids.